CGGUAAAGAAGUGAGCCAGAGUUUAUUCGUUUUCUUAAAAAAAUUACACAGAGAAUAACAGAAAAACAGUUUCGAACUGAAAAUUACAUAGAAACCACAAAGCGGUUCAAAUGAAUUCGAACAAAUAACAUACACUAAGGCCAUAAAUGCUAUUCAUUUCAUUCCUUAUGUUUUUCAAUAUCGUUUAUUUUGUGUUUGUUUUUAAUUUCACGUCAACACAACAAUUUUUUAUUUCCAAAAUUAAAAAAAGCAAUAGUAACACGAAACAGUAAAGUAAAACUCAGUGUUUUUUCCGUGGACGUUUGUGUAUUUUGUUUUUGUAAGCGAUUUAGUUUGUUUUUUUUUUUCUUCGAAAAUAACUUGUGAUUAAAUUCAAUUCUCCAGCGAAUAAAAGUCCAGUGUUGAGUUUAAAAGAAAAAUCAAAAGAAAAGAGAAGAAGAAAAACCAACCGAUCGAAUUGAGAAUUUGUGAGAAAAUUUUGAAGAAAGAAAAGAAUAUACGAAAAUAAAAUAGAAGAAGUCAUUGAAAGAAAUCUGCUGAGUUUUGAACUAGAAAAAAAAGUAUAUGUCUUCAAUUUAUAGUUGUUUUGUGCAAGUAAAACAGAAAAUAGAGAUCAGGAACUGACACAACACGACAAACAAAAAUAAAAAGAAUCUUUGUGGAGUUUUGUUUGUGCACUUGAGAAAUAUAAAUCAAAGUGAGACUCAACAGUAAAAGUGGUAAAACAGCAAAAGCAAAAGCGCACACUGAAUCACAUCAAGAAUGAAAAAAAGAAGAAGAUGAAUUUAUAGUUCAAGUAUAUUGUUGACAAUUAUAAAUAGAGAAGGCCAAGGCUCAAAAUAAACCAUUGUGCGCACCAAAAUCGAAGAUCAGACAACAACAACAGUUUAAAAGGAAAAAAAAAUAGGAGAAAAAGAAGAAGAAAUAAAAGGAAGAGAAAAAUAUCUAUCAAACGAAUAAUUUUUUGUUUCGAAGAAGUGAUAUGAAAACUAUGAUAAUAAUAACUUGAAAACGACAAUUGUGACGAACUUUCAGUGUUUAUGUUUUGUAAUCCAUUGCACAUACACACAGACAAACAGCGAGUGUGAUUUAUGGAAAGAAAUCAGAGAAAGAGGAAAGAAAGCAACAACACACAGCUAUUAUUACUUCAAGUAAACACACUGCCACACACUCACACACGCUGAUAAAGCAUCAACAACAAUUAUCGCAUUUUUGCCCUCAAAUAUUGCAUCUGCAAUGUGAAAAGAGCAAGACGAGAGUUUCAGCAAUUUGAUGCAUUCGAGACACGCAAUACGCGCGCACCAACCAAAAACCAGCAUACUGCCACAUUCAACCCAAGUAGUUGGAAUUAAGCGCUGAAUUGCAUCAAUAUACACAACAGCAAAUAAACAUUAAACAACAACUACAACAACGACCCAAUCUCGCCAAACAAAAACGCAAACCCUAAUUGAAUGUGUUUCAAAAGCUGUGACAUCAUAUGAGAGUUUUGUGCUGAAACGAAGAAAAAAGAAAUAAACAUUGCGAAGAAAAACUUUUUGAUAGCAUAUACAAAGUCAGCGAAAGAAAAAUAAGCAACGAUACACAGCUAAAACGACGACAAAGUUUAAGAGCAGCGACCAAACAGCAAAAUGAUUUAAUAUAUAAACUCUUGAUGGAAAAAAAAACGGAACGUAUAGAAAAAGAGAAACAAUCAAAAUUCAAAUGCGAUCACCAAAAAACCGAAACUUAUCCAUACAAACAAUAAUGAUAUAGAAACACCGAAAGAGGAAAAAACAACACAACAACAACAACGACAUAAAUAUUUAUUUCGACGAUUUGUAGCUAUCUCGAAUAUAUGGAUUGGUGUGUGCACGCAUAUUGAAAUCUGUGGAAGAUACAAACACGUCGCACCGAAAUUAAAUGAAUCAAACUAAUAAAACGAAAAAGAAAUCGAUCGAUGUGUCUAUGCCGAUGAGAUCGAUAUAAUUACCAUCUGGGAACCGAAACAUCGGACUAAAACACAAAGUUAUACAAUUUUUGUUUGGUUUGGAUUCCGUUUUUAUGAUUGUUCAUCUCUUGAGAGAACCGAGAAAUGUACAGCAUCGAAAUUCAAUAAAUAGACGAUAUAGAGAGCAGAUAGCGAAGAAAGCCGCAUCGAAGAGAGAAGGAAUAAAAACCGAAUAAAUUGAGUUUUUGGAGAAUUGCACGACAAGUAUCAACGGAAAAAAGAGGUAGAGAAGAGGCACAACGCGGGCAAAACUAUAAUAUUUUGUUUUUGAAAACAACCAAGAGAGCAACACAUACACACUCACAUCCCAAGGAACAAAAAGGCCGAGCAGAGAAAUUGUGAUUUUUUUUCUCUCUCAUUCAUCAUUCGUUCGGCUAGUUAUUUUUUGGUUGUUCUUCUAUGUGCUGCAACAUACCUACCAUGAGUGCUUACCAGUUCAUCGUUCAAAAAACCAAACUGAAAACGCAAUAAAAAAAAAACAGGCACCGACGAAAAAGAAGCAGACGAAAAAGAACACAAAACUAAAAUAAAAAAAAAUUGUUUUCUGUGUUUCUUCUGGUGCGUUUGACUCUCUGUCGAGUGUGUUGAUUCAGUUUCAACAAUUUUGAGGCUGCUCUUUAUUUUUACCAUUCGCCGUUUGGAUUCACAUCAACGGCCAACGAGGAAUAACAACAGCACCAGCAACGAAGAGAAAAAAAAAAUAACGAAAACGAAAACGAAAAAAGGCAUCGAAUCUACCGAAAAUAAAGUCGAAAAUGAACAAAAAAUCACGUAUGGAGAGAAAAAACCGACUGAAGGAUUGAAGGAGUACUCUCUCUCACACACACACAUAAACAUAUAUAGACACAGACAAAAUCGCAGCAUCUCAAAAAGAAAACGAGAACGACACAACGAACGAAAGCAGCAGCAGCAGCAGCAGCAGCCGAAAAAAAGUAAAAAUCAAGGCAAACUCAUUUUUGGGUGUUGAGAAAACGUUUCUGGAUUCUAAGAAGAAGAAAAAGCAUUGAUAUUGUGUUGCCUAUGUUGCAUUCCGCAUAUUUUAUGCAUUUUAAAGUGCAAAAUUCAUAACGAGAAACACACUCAAGUGGAAAUUUUAUAUUCCGUUGUGUAAUUUAAACCCAGAGAAUCACUUCAAAGCACACACAACACAGACACAAUGAUGACAUCGUCAAAGCGAAUAUUCAGUGUGAUACUGGCAAUUUGUCUGUGCGUCACAUUAGUAACAGCACGAUCAUCGUUGCUCGGACGAGCGGAUGCAGCACCACGCGGUUGCAAAUGGCAACGUUUGCCCGGCACAGACGCCUCAAACGACACAUCCAAUGUGAAGCAUAUGCUUCAAUGUAAAUUAAGGACAAUUAGCGGUAUUGAUAAUUUACUUAGCAAUUUAAGUGUAUACCAAACGGAUCGCAUUUCGGCCAUGCGACUCGAAUGCAGUGACCUUCUAUUCUUCGAAAGUUCACUGGAAGCAAACAGCCAGCAUGCGGGCGUUUUUCUUAGCGCGUUACGUAAUUUAAAUAAUUUAACCAUAGAAUUUUGUAAAAUUCGGUAUGUACCGUCAAUGGUAUUGCAAGGAUUACGCAAUUUGCGGAUUUUAUCGUUGCGAACGCACAAUUCCGACUGGAGCCCAAUGAAUUUGGAAUUGCAUCCGGAAUGCUUUCGUGGCCUAACCGAAUUACAAGAUUUAGAUUUAUCCGACAAUAACAUUUGGAGUUUGCCGACGGAAGUAUUUUGCCCGUUGUACUCUCUGAAACAUUUGAAUUUAACGAAAAACCGUCUCACCGAUAUCGCACAAUUGGGCUUCGCUGGGUAUGGCAGCGGUUCAUCAACACCUGGCAAAGCAUGCAAUACCGGUUUAGAAGUACUGGACUUAUCACACAACGACAUUUCAUCGUUACCCGACAACGGUUUGUCCGCACUCCGAUCACUCACCACGCUUAUGCUGCAGGAGAAUUUACUUAUUGAAAUUGCCGAUCACGCACUUGCCGGCCUACAAUCACUCAGCGUACUGAACAUUUCAAGCAAUCGACUGGUUGCAUUGCCACGCGUAUUAUUCCAUUCAACGCCACAGCUCACGCAAUUGUAUGUACAAAAUAACACCUUGACCGCACUAGCACCCGGUUUAUUGGAACGUCUUGACCAUUUGGAAGUAUUGGAUCUAUCACAAAACGACCUCACAUCGACGUGGAUCAACAGCGAAACAUUCUCCGGCUUAGUACGUUUAGUUGUGCUCAAUUUGGGCCACAAUGCACUCACCAAAAUCGAUCAGUUCGUAUUUCGUGGCUUGUACAGCCUACAAAUCCUGCAUUUGGACCACAACAACAUCGAGACCAUCGAAUCGAGCGCAUUUGUCGAUUUGAAAAACUUGCACGCCCUCACACUGUCAUCGAACAAUUUGAAACGCAUCGAAUCAUACCAUUUCACCGAAUUAUACGUGCUGAACCAGCUGUUUUUGGAAUCCAACCAAAUCGAAUCGAUUGACGACAACGCAUUCGAGAAUCUCACCAAUUUGAAUGAUCUUAGUUUGAAUGACAAUUUACUCAACGAAAUUCCGACCUGCUUACAAAAGUUGCAUUUCCUCAAAUCAUUGGAUUUGGGCAAAAAUCGCAUCGACACCCUGCACAACGACUCAUUCGACGGUUUGAAACGACUAUUGGGACUGCGUUUAGUCGAUAAUCUGCUCACAACCAUCGCUCGAGACACAUUCAUCAAAUUAUCAUCGAUUCAUGUGCUGAAUCUUGCAUCAAACCAAAUCAAACAGAUCGAUCAAUCGGCGUUUAGUUCGAAUCCAACGUUGCGUGCCAUUCGCUUGGAUAACAAUCAAAUUCAAGACAUUUCCAGUGUGUUCACUUCGUUGCCCGACCUUGUGUGGCUCAACGUUUCUGAUAACAACAUUCACCAGUUUGAUUACAGUCAUUUGCCGGCAUCACUCGAAUGGCUCGACAUACACAAAAACAACUUGACACGAUUGGGCAACUACUUCGACGUACGCAACAUCACGCAAAUCAAAAUGCUCGACGUUUCAUACAAUAAUUUGGCUCGCAUCGAUGAUUCCAGCAUACCGAACAGCAUUCAAACGUUGUAUUUGAAUAACAAUAAGAUCCGUGAGGUCGCACCAGGUACGUUUUUGAAGAAACGCCAUUUAGAAAAAGUUGUUCUGUAUGGCAAUCAAAUUCGUGAAUUGGACAUUUCGGCAUUUGCACUGAAUCCAAUAUCCGACAUAAGAGAAAUGCCUGCAUUUUAUAUCGGCGAUAAUUUAAUCCAUUGCGAUUGUCACAUGGAAUGGUUGCAACGCAUUAACGAGCUCAGCCACUUGCGCCAGCAUCCACGAGUACUCGAUUUAGACUUAGUUAUGUGCACCAUGGAACAUGAGCGCAAUGGUGUGGCUGUCGUGCGACCGCUAAUGGAUUUAAAACCACAAGAUUUCCUAUGCAAAUACGAAAGCCACUGUUUCGCCUUGUGCAAUUGCUGUGACUUCGAAGCGUGCGAUUGCAAAAUGACCUGUCCCGACCGCUGUACAUGCUACCACGAUCAUACGUGGAAUGCAAAUGUUGUCGAUUGCGGAAAUGCCGGCUACACCAAAGUGCCGGAACGCUUGCCAAUGGAUGCAACAACCAUUUUCUUGGAUGGCAACGAUUUGGGCGAUCUAUCGAGUCACAUGUUCAUUGGCAAACGAAAAUUGGAGCAACUGUACUUAAACGAUAGCAAAAUAACGAGCUUACACAAUCGCACAUUCAACGGUGUACCGAGCUUAAAGGUCUUACAUCUCGAAAACAAUCAAAUCGAAGAGCUACGCGGUUUUGAAUUCGAUCAACUGAAAAACUUGAAUGAGCUGUAUUUAAGCGAAAAUGCCAUCUCACACAUCGGCAACAACACAUUUGGAACAUUGAAAAAGCUUGAGGUAUUGGCACUCAACCACAAUAAAAUCACCAAUUUUGCGCCAUGGCAUCAACUUACAUCGGCCUCGGAGGCCGGCACAUUGGGUCAAUUGUCAUUGGAAGGAAAUCGGUGGCGAUGCGAUUGUGAAAAUCUGUUGAAACUCAGCGAAUGGAUAAAAGAUUUUACGGGUGUAUUCGAUAUUAGCCAAAUGAUGUGCAUCGACAAGCGUUACGUCGGCGAAAUGAUCAAGCACUGUGAAGAAGCCCUCGAAAAUGGAAGUGCCACAUCGGCCGUUCAACGUACAGUCAUUGGAAAUGGUUUGAUUGGUGGAAGCUAUGUGCCAUUGUUGGCUGCCGUUCUCGUUUCAAUCAUCGGAGCCGGCCUAUUGAUUGCAUUAGUCUGUGUAUUGCGUCAGGAUUUCAGACUGUGGGCCCAUGCAAAAUACGGUAUUCGCCUGUUCAAAGAUCCAACACAAACACCUGGCAAAAGUGGCGCUGAAGAAGGGGACCAAUUGUACGAUGCCUACUUUAUCUACAGCAUUCGCGAUUCCGAUUUUGUGCUCCAGGUCAUCGCAUCCGAAUUGCACAACAGCGGAUACAAUUUGUGCUUGCAUCAUCGUGACAUCCAUUCGUCGGCAUAUCUUAACGAUUCGUUACAAAGUGCGGCCGAUAUCUCGAAGAAAAUUAUCAUCGUUGUCAGUAUGGCAUUUCUUCAAAAUGAGUGGUCACAACCAACGUUCCGUUUGGCAUUACAAUCUGUCAUCGAAAAUAUCCGACCAUCGUAUCGUCGUCACAAAAUUGCGCUCAUUCUAACCGCACCGCUUGAGCUUAUCGUUAUGGACGCCACAAUGCAAUUGCUUGUACAAACGUGCCCGGUCAUUUGCUGGGGUGAGAAAAGAUGUUGGGACAAAAUUCGAUUCGCAUUGCCCGAUCUUCCAUCGCAUAAUCGUUCAAUCAAAAAAUUGGGCACUGUAUCGCGCAGCCCAAAUCUACGCUACACACCCGCACCAACAACGCUCGAUACAUGGUGCAAAAAUCAUCCGGGUUUCGCCGUUCCAAUGAACAACGCCACCAAUAUUAGUAUGGAAGUGGUGGAACAAAUGCAACAAGCACAUCAACAACAACAGCUCCAGCAACAGCAGCAUCAACAGAAAUUGACACAGGAUCAACUGUCGCUGUCACCAAUUUCACUGUCACGUCAAUCAAAUGCGGCAACAUCUCCAUCGCAUAGCAUGAGCAUCACCGAAGAUGAACUGUCAUGUACGUCGUCUCAUUACGAACCGGCCGCCACUUUACAUCAGCAAACAAACUAUGUAUGUCGUUCGUCCGCCUCAUCGCUGGGCCAUGUCUAUUCAACCAUACCAGAAACACCGCAAAUGAAUCGAAAUGGUCGCGCUUACUUCGUUUAAGCUAUUUGAGAGCGAGCAGCAUAACACACACACACACACACGACAUUCUUACCCACAAGCCAGCGCCACAAGGCCCACCAGUCACGGUAAUCAUAUACUCUAAAAGACUAUUUAUUAAAAGAAAUAAAAGGCGAAACCAUUUCAUGUUUUUCACCAUAUACGUAACCCAUAAAUGUGUAUAGUUCAGUAUCGAAAUCUAAAAGAAAACCCUUCCUUCCUUUCAUUUCACUUUUUCAAUUUGUAUUCCAUCGUCUUAAAUUCGUCUCUCUACACUUUCAUUUCAAAUCGAACACAAUUUUUAAAUCACUGAAAACAAAACAACAAUACUGCCAAUGUAUGAGAAUUCAAAGUGAAACUAUUAAUUAAAAUCAUGGGGACAAAAUGUUUUAUUUCGGUUCGUUUUGUUUCAAUUUCCAGUCCAAUAUAGAUUUUUUUCUAUCUUUUUAAAAUUCUCAAUUCAUAGUGGGAACAAAAACACCUGUCAAUUUGAUCGAACAGUAUGUCGCACACAUUUGCACAAAUUGAUGAACAAGUCAUUCGAAGCCAUUGACCAUCGUUGCGAUAGAACGAAUCAAUGCGCCUAGUAUUAUAGCCAUCGAUUUUGCAUUUUGUGUACCGAACAUGUUCUGUUCUCUGUUUUAUUCCAUUUGAUUUGAUUUGAUAUAACUUAUCAUUGUGUCAAUCUUAAAAAAAAAAAAAAACGAUUUUUUUUCAUUCGUUCCGAAUUUGAUAACAUUGAAAAGACAGCCGCCCCCUCGGGACGAAAACGAGCUACCUGAAUCGGAAUAACGAUUGAAAACUGAUGCGCUAAACCAUCGUCUCUAUUUUUAGAGGCAUUCGUGUUUGAAGUCCGGAAUUUAUCAUGACUACCGAAUUUUUAAAGUUUUAUCACAUGAAAAAAUCGAUUGUUUUGAUUCAAAUAUUGAAUUCGUUUCGUAAACGCAUAAUAUCUUUCGUCCAUAUCUCUCUAUCUAUCUCUCUUCUCGACUCGGUCGAUUCAAAAGGCAAAGGGAGACGGAAAAAUGUGCUCCAAUCGAUUCUAAUCAGUAGCCAAUAUAUCAUUUGAUUGUUCGUAUUUGAUAAGUUUUCGAUAAUUUAUUACGCGAGACCAUUAGAAACGGACCUCAAUUCAAUGAAUUCAUUUAAAUAAUAACCACACAUUUUUAAACGAGUGAAUUACUCCACUCAUGAAAAAAAAAGUACGGAGCAUUGUCUAGAGCGAGGGGGAGUCUAGGUAACGAUUCAAAUGUUUGGUGUAAAAUUGUCUCCAAUUUGGAAUCACCUAAAAAUCAUGAGAGAGAGAGAGAGAGAGAGAGAGAGAGAGAGAGAAAGAGAGAGGGGGAAAUAGCCAUUAAAAAUUUAUAAAACAUCAAAACAUUUCAUUUUUCGAAAUGGAAUUUCUCUUUUAAUUGCUCCCACAUUCCGAUUCAGUUUCGAACGUUUCCGAAUCACACGCGGUGGCGGCGACGUCCAAAAAACUGGAAAUGAAACAAAUCGAUCGGAAAAAACGGAACAACUCAUUUUUAUUCUUUUUCAUCAUCAUUAUCAUUCAAAUCAUACAUGAAAAUGUGUUUUUUUCAUGUUGAAUAAUUGAUUUGAAAGAGAAAAAAGGAGAUGAGCUUACACCAUUUAUAAAUAAAAUAACGAAACGAAAGAAAGCAAACCAACUGUCCGGUGUUAUUUCCCAAUAAAUGUAACAAAAACAUUAAACACAUUAAAAAGUGAGAGAAUUUAUACUUAUAAUCAAUUAAUUCUAAUUGUACUGCCAUUUGCCACACCACACAAUGAAAAUACAUACAUUCACUUUUAAAUUAAACAAAAUAGACAAAGAAAAAACAACAAUGUUUCAAAGUAACCAAGACACAGAAGAGAGAAA
Messenger RNA from Sitodiplosis mosellana (orange wheat blossom midge), 9147 nucleotides. Its product is annotated as toll-like receptor Tollo. Gene Ontology annotation, biological process: signal transduction. Gene Ontology annotation, molecular function: protein binding. NCBI's taxonomy places the organism in Eukaryota, Metazoa, Arthropoda, Insecta, Diptera, Cecidomyiidae. The transcript has a single exon. The record is from RefSeq and is a predicted model, not a curated record. The coding region runs from base 3144 to 7271 and encodes 1375 amino acids.